Carassius auratus (goldfish) is the source of this 574-nucleotide messenger RNA. It is a transcript of the gene rpl27a, whose product is annotated as ribosomal protein L27a. Bases 92 to 538 code for a protein of 148 amino acids. Gene Ontology annotation, cellular component: cytosolic large ribosomal subunit; ribosome. Gene Ontology annotation, molecular function: structural constituent of ribosome. The record is from RefSeq and is a predicted model, not a curated record. Gene Ontology annotation, biological process: translation. NCBI's taxonomy places the organism in Eukaryota, Metazoa, Chordata, Actinopteri, Cypriniformes, Cyprinidae. The transcript is spliced from 5 exons.
CUCUCUCGUUGCGAUCCCACUCGACGCGGUCCUCGCGCAUUAUCUCGCGAGAUCACAGGACAGCUUCCUCUUUGCAUUCUCUGCCGCUACCAUGCCAACCAAGAAGUCUAAGACUAGAAAGCUGCGCGGGCACGUCAGCCACGGGCACGGGCGUAUCGGCAAGCACAGGAAGCAUCCCGGUGGUCGCGGUAAUGCUGGAGGCAUGCAUCAUCACAGAAUCAAUUUUGACAAAUAUCAUCCAGGUUAUUUUGGUAAGGUGGGCAUGAGACAUUACCACUUGAAGCGAAACACUCUCUUCUGCCCCACCAUUAACCUGGACAAGCUGUGGACGCUGGUCAGCGAGCAGACGAGAGUCAACUACGGCAAGAAACCCGAAGGGCCGGCACCCAUCAUUGAUGUCGUGCGAGCUGGCUACUUCAAGGUGUUGGGGAAAGGCAAGCUGCCCAAGCAGCCGGUCAUCGUGAAGGCCAAGUUCUUCAGCAGACGGGCUGAGGAGAAGAUCAAGGGUGUUGGAGGAGCCUGUGUGCUGACCGCCUAAACUCCUUUUGCUAAAUAAAAUAUCUGAAAAGUUUAA